Esox lucius (northern pike) is the source of this 1489-nucleotide messenger RNA. RefSeq names its product chemokine (C-C motif) receptor 12a (gene ccr12a). Gene Ontology annotation, molecular function: chemokine receptor activity. Bases 120 to 1178 code for a protein of 352 amino acids. The transcript is spliced from 2 exons. NCBI's taxonomy places the organism in Eukaryota, Metazoa, Chordata, Actinopteri, Esociformes, Esocidae. The record is from RefSeq and is a predicted model, not a curated record. Gene Ontology annotation, cellular component: membrane. Gene Ontology annotation, biological process: immune response; chemotaxis; G protein-coupled receptor signaling pathway.
ACCAGUAACACCUCUCACACAAAGUUUCAAGAUACUUUCUCAUAUACAGGAAAACAUCUCUUCUAUUCUGACCCACAUAAAGUUUCAGAAAGUUGACUUUGGUUACAAGACAGGUCACAAUGAGUGAAGUUUAUGAUUUCUUCUACGAUGAUAACAGCACAAACCCUAACUAUGUUGUGGAGACUGUUGUUCGCCUUUGUGCCACAACAGAUGUAAACCAAUUUGGAGCAAAGUUCAUCCCAACUUUCUACACCAUCAAUUUCCUGCUGAGCGUGGUUGGGAAUGGCCUGGUUCUGUGCAUUAUCUACAAAUACGAGAAGCUCACCACUGUCCCCAACAUAUUCCUGCUCAACCUGGUCAUCUCCGACCUGUUGUUCGCUUCCAGUUUGCCCUUCUGGGCCACCUACCACUCGUCUGAGUGGAUCUUUGGCAGGUUCAUGUGCAAGCUGGUGGGUAGCGUCUACUUCAUUGGAUUCUACAGCUCAAUCCUCUUCCUCACUCUAAUGACCUUUGACCGGUACUUGGCCGUGGUACAUGCCAUCGCUGCUGCCAAAAGGAGGAGGAAGCUCUACGCCUGCGUCUCCUCCGUAGCCGUGUGGUGUGUCAGCCUGCUGGCCAGCAUCAGGGAGUUGGUUCUGUAUGACAUCAGGAACGAUGAGAAGGCUGGACUCCUUUGUGAGGAGACGGGCUUAUCCAAGAAUUCCAUGGACAAAUGGCAGCUUGUGGGUUACUAUCAGCAGUUGUUGAUCUUUUUUUUGCUUCCCUUGCUCAUGGUCAUGUACUGCUACAUACGAAUUACGGUCCGAAUCAUGUCAACACGGAUGAAAGAGAAGUGCAGGGCAGUCAAGCUAAUUUUUGUUAUUAUCUUAACAUUUUUUGUGUGCUGGACUCCGUAUAAUGUUGUGAUCCUGCUUAAAGCUAUCCAAAUCUCCACGGGUGAUUCUGAAGGAUGCUCUAAUGUACUAGACUAUGCUCUGUAUGUCACAAGAAAUAUAGCUUACCUCUACUGUUGUGUGAGCCCCGUCUUCUACACGUUUGUUGGAAAGAAGUUUCAGAGCCACUUUAGGAAACUACUUGCAAAGCGAAUCCCAUGUCUGAAGAGACAUAUCCUGACAAGCCAGAGUAGCCAAAGCAGAACAACUUCUCAGAAAAGCCCAACUACUAUGUAUGAUUACUAGGGAGAAGAUGGCAUUUAAACCAGAGGUUAUUGAUGGGAUUUGUAAAGAAUGUGCAAGGUGAUUUCUCAGGGAAUUUCAGACCAACACUGUGUGCAUGUAAUUAUACAUUUGAUGUACACAAACUGCUAAAAUGCAAUAAUACAUAUUAUGUUUAUAAUCAUUUGAUUUUAUACAAGAGUUGACAUUUGUUUACUUUAUUUACUUUGAAUCUUUGCAAUAAAUUGUUGAUUGCUAUAAUGAUAUGUUCUUUGAUACUCUAUGUAGGCCUACACUGUCUUCCAGUUAGCAUGAAUAUUAUGAAUGUUAUUUUU